This is a messenger RNA of Leishmania braziliensis MHOM/BR/75/M2904, 525 nucleotides long. RefSeq lists its product as hypothetical. Bases 1 to 525 code for a protein of 174 amino acids. The record is from RefSeq and is a predicted model, not a curated record. Gene Ontology annotation, cellular component: dynein complex. Gene Ontology annotation, biological process: microtubule-based process. The transcript has a single exon. Lineage: Eukaryota; Euglenozoa; Kinetoplastea; Trypanosomatida; Trypanosomatidae.
AUGGCUACUAGCAGCACCGCUGAGGGCGCCGUUCUUGAGAGGACGUUGCGGCCUGGUCAACGACACAGCAACGCCGAAAGGGACCACAGUAACAGCUCUGUACUCUCUGACAUGCACGCGGUUAACGGCUUCCCUGACGGCGGUGCAGAGGAGGAGGAUGUGGAGCUGGACAUCCGCGCCUCCCACGUGCACAUGGAAGCGCUCUACGUAGACAUCCCGGCAAAGGAGCUGCAGCUCAUUAUGGAUAGUGCCCUCCGAGCCUACAACACGCAUGUUUUCAUCCCGACGCGCACCACCUGGCGCAAGGAGGAAGGCUCACGCCGUGAGUUAGAGCGGGACGUUGAGCGGACCGCACUAAGCCGCAUUGCGGAGGACAUCAAGAAGGACAUCACCGCCAAGUUGGGUGGUCGCUGGCACGUCAUCUACGGCCACGAUUUCGCCACCUAUGUGACGCACAAGCGCUUGUGUUUUUGCCACUUUCAAAUAGAGGGCGCGGACGUUGUCGUGUGGCGUCAUGGAGGGUAA